This is a messenger RNA of Cooperia oncophora, 240 nucleotides long. Lineage: Eukaryota; Metazoa; Nematoda; Chromadorea; Rhabditida; Trichostrongylidae. The record is from the annotation of a GenBank genome assembly.
AUGGAACCCAUACUGAAGACCAUGUUUUUGUACAAUAUUGGUACUGGCGAUUAUGCAUCUCCUCAUCCAUUCUCCGUGGAAGCCGACGGGAGGUAUUUCGAGCCUCUUCAAUUCACCGUUCCGAGUAAUCGGCAAGAGAGACCCUUUCUACACGGCAUAUCGGCAGAUGAGCUACAACUCACACAGGAUCCCUUCAUUGUCGCUGGAUCGAUACGAUUACUGAAAACAAGACUUAUGUGA